GUACCAAGGUCGCUGGAUGGAUCUACUUGCUAAUUUUAAUGACUUAGAAGAGUGUUUAAUAUCCGAUGAUCUUUUCGAAAAUUACUUCAAUUAUUUCCUGUCGCUUCCGGUUUUUUCGCUUAAGUUACAGUACAAUAGACUAAGUGGUGAAUUUACCCUCACGGAUUCGCAUGAACUUGAUACCAAAGAGUCAUCACGUUUGGGUCUUUCGGAAGAAGAUCGAGAACGCGUUAUUAAAUGGGCUGAGUCGGAACGUCUUCCAUACUUUAUGCGGAGCGAUAUUUACAGGGAACUACUACUAUGCAAGUUCUUGAUAGCCCCACUUGAAAUGAAUACUGAUCUCAUCGAUUAUUGGGAGCCGUUCAGUGCAGAUUUAGCUAGCACUUUAGGUUGUCAUCCUGGAGUUAGUAGGCAUACUUAUACUUCCUGGACGACAGAUCUCAGCACUUAUGAUGAUGAAACAGAAAGCAGUUAUGAUUACAAUUCUGAAAAAGUUAGUGAAGUUUGCUUGGUCCGAGUGUAUAUAUGAGGAAAUGCUGUGAUUUUUAAUGAACUAUACUGAUGACCGACACUCGUUAGCUUUACGUAGGUUUAUAUCAGUUUGUUGAAAUAGCUCUCAUUUAAGGAAUUUUUCUUCAGCCUACGGUGAUACGUUAUUAAAAAUAAAUACCUGGCACUAUUUUUUAAGCUUUUAGUACGGUGACGACAUACUUUCCCUCUGAAUGACUAAGUAUUAGUUGCUUUCAUGAAUAACACUGGUAGAGGAUUUCACCGUGUUACCGUGUCAUGUCAAGAAUUAGCUUCGGUACUCAGAUGUUUUUUUUCGUUUGCAAAUCCUUUCAUAAUGCCUAAUCACCCAGUCAAAUGUAAUUGGUAAUCACUAUAGAAUCUGGCAAUAACGAAGUCCAACUCAAACACAACCAUCAAACUAAACUACUUAAAAAUCUAAACUAAGAAGAGUUAUUUAUUUUUUGGACACUAAUAAGGUAAAAAAAAGUGCUACGUAGUUGCGAAAUGGCUGUCCUGAUUAUUUCAUAUAUCAUUAUUACUUCUAGUGAUUACAAAUAAUACUUUUGCACAGAAAUAAUUUGAAAAUCUGGAUUUCCUUAAUGUAUUCUGUAUCUUAUCCGUGAGUUUAUCUAGUGUUUCCCCAUUUCCGGAUUGAGCAUAAAAUCCGUACUAUCGAAAUCCUGAAAGUGUACUUCAUCAGAUAAUCCGUACCAUCCAUAUUCAAACAUUCUUCACCAGAAUCUCCGUGGACUGUUGAAAGUCAUUCCCAUGAUAACAUAUUACCCCCACAAACUGAAAAGAUCUCAUAUUCGGACAAUAAAUACCUUCAUCCAAUAAUUUUUGAGCAGUCUGUCUCGUUGGAGAAUGUUUGGAAUCCUUAUUUUGCAUCAAAAAUGUGUUCACACUCUUCAUUAGUUUAUCUAUUGUUACGGUAGUAAUGGAGUUAUCAACAGUUUUUAACACCUUGACGAAAUUGUCCUUCUAACCGUCAGAACGAAUGUCUUUGGGAGCAACAAACAAAUGUUUUCAACCUAUCUCAUCCAACGAGGUAGAAACUUCAUUUGUAGUAAUAUGAGAAUCACAAUUAGUCAC
This is a messenger RNA of Schistosoma curassoni, 1602 nucleotides long. The record is from the annotation of a GenBank genome assembly. NCBI's taxonomy places the organism in Eukaryota, Metazoa, Platyhelminthes, Trematoda, Strigeidida, Schistosomatidae.